Messenger RNA from Zalophus californianus (California sea lion), 7383 nucleotides. It is a transcript of the gene SORT1, whose product is annotated as sortilin 1. Gene Ontology annotation, molecular function: protein binding. The record is from RefSeq and is a predicted model, not a curated record. Gene Ontology annotation, biological process: Golgi to endosome transport; endocytosis; vesicle organization. NCBI's taxonomy places the organism in Eukaryota, Metazoa, Chordata, Mammalia, Carnivora, Otariidae. The coding region runs from base 145 to 2778 and encodes 877 amino acids. Gene Ontology annotation, cellular component: membrane; Golgi apparatus. The transcript has 20 exons.
CGAUGGGGGGAUGACCUCAGCGGUCUCUGCCACGUUCCAGCCAAUCAGUCCCGCAUCUUGGCAUCCGAAUCCAGGACCCCCGAAGCCGGAGGCGACGCGAGCCAAUGAGGAGUGGACUGGGGAAGAAGGACAGGCGGCCAGCCUAUGGGGGCGGAGAGGCCCGGCUGCGCGUAUCCAAGGAGCGCCCGGCUCCGGCUCGGGGGUGUGGCGCGCCGCCGGCGGGGGUGGGCGGGCGCGCCGGGCGGCAGGUGUCGGCGGCGUCGGCAUUUGGCGGCGAUGGAGCGGCCCGGGGGAGCUGUGGACUGCCUCUCGCGCUGGCCCCACGGCCUCGGCCUCCUCCUACUCCUCCUCCUCCAGCUGCUGCCGCGGGCGACCCUCGGCCAGGACCGGCUGGACGCGCCGCCGCCGCCCGCUGCGCCGCUGUCGCGCUGGUCCGGCCCCGUCGGGGUGAGCUGGGGGCUGCGCGCGGCCGCGCCCGGGGGCCCGGUUCCCCGCAGCGGCCGUUGGCGCCGCAGCGCGCUCGAGGAGGAUCAGGACUGCGGCCGGGUCCGGGACUUCGUCGCCAAGCUGGCCAACAACACGCACCAGCAUGUGUUUGAUGAUCUCAGUGUCUCAGUAUCCUUGUCCUGGGUUGGCGAUGGCACUGGGAUCAUUCUAGUCUUGACUACCUUCCAUGUACCACUGGUAAUUAUGACUUUCGGACAGUCCAAGCUAUAUCGAAGUGAGGACUAUGGAAAGAACUUUAAGGAUAUUACACAUCUCAUCAAUAACACCUUCAUUCGGACUGAGUUUGGCAUGGCUAUUGGUCCUGAGAAUUCUGGAAAGGUGAUUUUAACAGCAGAGGUAUCUGGAGGAAGUCAUGGAGGAAGAAUCUUCAGAUCAUCAGAUUUUGCCAAGAACUUUGUUCAGACCAAUCUCCCUUUCCAUCCUCUGACUCAGAUGAUGUAUAGCCCUCAGAAUUCUGAUUAUCUUUUAGCUCUCAGCACUGAAAAUGGCCUGUGGGUGUCCAAGGAUUUUGGGGGAAAAUGGGAAGAAAUCCACAAAGCAGUGUGUUUGGCCAAAUGGGGAUCAGAAAACACCAUCUUCUUUACCACCUAUGCGAACGGCUCCUGCAAAGCUGACCUUGGGGCUCUGGAAUUAUGGAGAACAUCAGACUUGGGGAAAAGCUUCAAAACCAUUGGUGUGAAAAUCUACUCAUUUGGUCUUGGGGGACGUUUCCUUUUUGCCUCUGUGAUGGCUGAUAAGGAUGCAACAAGAAGGAUUCAUGUGUCAACAGAUCAAGGGGACACAUGGAGCAUGGCCCAGCUACCUUCUGUGGGGCAGGAACAAUUCUAUUCUAUUCUAGCAGCUAAUGAUGACAUGGUGUUCAUGCAUGUAGAUGAACCCGGAGAUACCGGAUUUGGCACAAUCUUUACCUCAGACGAUCGAGGUGUUGUCUAUUCCAAGUCCUUAGACCGACAUCUGUACACCACCACAGGGGGUGAGACAGACUUCACCAAUGUGACCUCCCUCCGUGGGGUCUACAUAACAAGUGUGCUCUCAGAAGAUAAUUCUAUCCAGACUAUGAUCACUUUUGACCAAGGAGGAAGAUGGAAGCACCUGAGGAAGCCUGAAAACAGUGAAUGCGAUGCUACAGCAAAAAACAAGAAUGAGUGCAGCCUUCAUAUUCACGCUUCCUACAGCAUCUCCCAGAAGCUAAACGUUCCAAUGGCCCCACUCUCAGAGCCUAAGGCCGUCGGCAUAGUCAUUGCCCACGGUAGUGUAGGGGAUGCCAUCUCAGUGAUGAUCCCGGAUGUGUACAUAUCAGAUGAUGGGGGUUACUCCUGGGCGAAGAUGCUGGAAGGACCCCACUAUUACACCAUCCUGGAUUCCGGAGGCAUCAUUGUGGCCAUUGAGCACAGCAGCCGCCCUAUCAAUGUGAUUAAGUUCUCCACAGACGAGGGUCAGUGCUGGCAAACCUACACGUUCACCAGGGAGCCCAUCUACUUUACCGGCCUGGCCUCAGAACCUGGAGCUCGGUCCAUGAAUAUCAGCAUUUGGGGUUUCACAGAAUCUUUCCUGACUCGCCAGUGGGUCUCCUACACCAUUGAUUUUAAAGAUGUCCUUGAAAGGAACUGUGAGGAGAAGGACUAUACCAUAUGGCUGGCUCACUCCGCAGACCCUGGAGAUUAUGGAGACGGCUGCAUCUUGGGCUACAAGGAACAGUACCUGCGGCUUCGCAAGUCGUCCGUCUGCCAGAACGGUCGGGACUACGUGGUGACCAAGCAGCCGUCCGUCUGUCCCUGCUCCCUGGAGGACUUCCUCUGUGAUUUUGGCUACUUCCGUCCAGAAAAUGACUCCAAAUGUGUGGAACAGCCAGAACUGAAGGGCCACGAUCUGGAAUUUUGUCUGUACGGCAGAGAGGAGCACCUGACAACAAAUGGGUACCGAAAAAUUCCAGGAGACAGAUGCCAAGGUGGUGUGAAUCCAGUCCGAGAAGUAAAAGACUUGAAAAAGAAAUGCACAAGCAACUUUUUGAGUCCUGAAAAGCAGAACUCCAAGUCAAACUCUGUUCCAAUCAUCCUGGCCACCGUGGGAUUGAUGCUGGUCACAGUCGUAGCAGGGGUGCUCAUUGUGAAGAAGUACGUCUGUGGCGGAAGGUUCCUGGUGCAUCGCUACUCCGUGCUGCAGCAGCACGCAGAGGCCAACGGUGUGGAUGGUGUGGAUGCCCUGGACACGCCCUCCCGCACUCAUAAGAGUGGUUAUCACGACGACUCAGAUGAGGACCUCCUGGAAUAGCUCCUCAAAGGAGCUGGGACCGAGCACAGAUGAUGGAACCGCAGUACCUCUCACACGCCCGACUUGGGGGAAUAAAUUUCCCGUUGCGAGGGACCCAGCUCUGUUUCUGCUGCUUCCACCAAAGCCAAAAGGAUCUGCGCUAAAGAAAUGCAGGGGGGGUGGGGACCCUAAACACUCUCACGAUUGGCUCUGAGAAGGGGGGGGAUACUAAAUUCUUUAAUUUUUUAUUUCAAGUUCUGUCUUUUUGCAAAGUAUGGGUUCUUUUGGUUUUGUUUUUGUUUAGUAAGGGAAAUGAAAUGGGAUUGGAAGGGAACUUUUCACUAACCGCCCCCCCCCUUGCAUGUUUUGCAUGGCGCCUUCCCCCAGGGCCCCAGGGCACCUGCCAACCCCAACAUCAGCUCUCACAAAGUACUCGGUGCUGUCCCCGGGCUCUGCUGGCGAUGCGAAGCAGCCGCUGAGAGGGACUCGACAGGGACUCGGGGCUGCAAUGACUGGCCUGGCCUGGCGGCCUUUCCGCGGCCAGGGCCAGCCCUGCCCUGAGAACGCUGCACGCCAGCCCCCUCACACAUACGCCACCUUUGCUUGCUUGCUUUUUGGGGGACCAUAGACCACAGUGGUGUCUCUUCCCCUCCACCUCUGUUUAAUUAGGCAAUACCCUUGUUAAUUGCCCUUUGGCAACUGACUUAACCAUGUGCUUCCAAGACACUAAAUCAGGAAAACUUAAAGGGCAAUAUUUUUAACUUGGGGCAGGAAGAAGGGAGCAGCAGGGACUUGACUAGAUUUAGCAACUAUUAAAGGACAAAUUCUUGCUUCUUCCAAGAUCUUUCCAGCCGUGCUUCAUGUUUGUGCCAGUGGACUUGCUCAAGGACAGGGUUAGGGCUUGCCCUGGAUGUCUGCCCAGGCUGAGUGGUCUCUCUGCUGGAGCCAAGGGAGGGUGCCCGUGGUGGCCCCUGAGGACCGAACAUCACAGUCUUCCAUGUCCUCUGCCACCUGUGGGCACAGUGGUGAAUCCUUAGGACGGCCGCUUACUUGCUUGCUUCCCCUUGGACUGCUGUUGCACGCCGAGCCAGGACUAGACAUGUUUUCAGAUUUAUAGGCUGUUUUUUAAAAAUCAGGAUUUUAUUACCAGGCUCUCCUCCUCACCCAUUUUUCCCAGCUUGGCCAAGGAAUUUGUUGGCAUGAAACUUUUGGCGGAACCAACUGAAAACACACGUCCAGUGUAGGUGAUGUUUUACGUGAUGCAUUAAGUUCAUACUUUAAAUUUAAGGAAGUUUUCCAUUGGACAUUCUUUCAAGUCAACAACAGAAUGUGGUGAGGUCGAUUUUGGGGGGGCCACACAGUAAUGGAAAGCUACAAUAAUUCGUUUUAAUACAGCUUGAACAUUUGCUAUCCAGGAAUAUAGUAUAGUACAUUUUUGGUCUUAGCAUCCCUACUGUGCUGGCCACAGAUUCUCCCAGUGAUUAUGAUUGGGACAUUCUUUGGUAACUGCCAUUUUGCUGCUAGUUCAUUUUAUGGUGAUAAAGUCAUGAAAAAGUAAACGUGCCAAAUCAACUUUUGUCAGAAUGCGUGAGCAGAUGGCUGCGUUCUCUCCUCCCCAGAAUGGAUUAAGCAGCAGCAGGGAAAGUGGGAGAGGGGGUGGAUGGAGAAGGUUAGAGACUUCAAAGCUUGCAGCAGAACUAAAUGAGUCAGGGAGCUUCAGUUGGGAAAUAAAGCUAGGACAGUUUUUGUGAAGAGAAUUCGUAUUUGUUCGAGCCAGAGAGCACUGGUCUUUUGGGAAAAAGACCAUUUUCCCGAAAGUGCUCAUUCAUUUGGCAGAGUUUUUAAAUUUAAAAAAAUUCCAAAGAUAGACCAGCUCACAGAUGAUAAAGCCUCAGUCUUUCUCCUGGACACCCUCACCUCCUGCCCAAAGUGAUUUUGAUGCCCAGCCAAGACCCACUUUGGUGCACUCCUUCUCCCGGGGUAGGUGUGCCCGUAUGUGGUCAUUCUCUGAUUUGUUUUAGGAUGCAGGAAAGUUAAUCUUCUUCUCUAAUAAGGUGAGAGCGCUGUGCUUCUAAGGGUAUCUGGGAUUUCUGUAGAACUUGGCAGUUUUCCGAGCACUUUCUCUUGGCAUUAUGUCCCUGGAAACUUACAACAUUCUCGAUGAGACUUUCUCUUUGAAGGCAGGGGUUUGUCAUCCCCAUUUUUCAGGAGACGGAGCUGAGGUACAAAAAGUGAGUAAAUUGUCCAGGUCCCUGUGUGCAUCGUGAGCAGUGCUGGUCGGCUGUCUUCAGAGCUUUUCAACGUUUUUAUGCGUGCAGGUGCUGCGGGCCUGGAGCAGGCAGGGCUCCUUGCGUACGGAGGCCUCGCUGUCCUUUAGGAAGGGGUCGGUGGCAUCUCUGUGGGAGCAGUAGGGAGCACCUCUUUGCCACUGUGGUAAACAGAAAAUUUUAUUCUCCUUUUUUUUCAUGGCUGAAAAAGAAAAAUUAAUGGUAAUUUUGAAUAUGUGUUUAGAAACUGCCCCUCUCCUGGUUGCAGGAGUGAGCUCUCCCUUGAUGAGCCACCCUUCUCCCUUCUUGUUUUCUCGUCCCCGUCUGGCUUGCUGGCUGGCUCGGUUGUUUGGAGGACUGCUAACAAGCCUGGCUUCCCCACUUCAUUGGCUAGUUAGUUUCCUGUCUCUGCCCGCUCACUCACAAACGUACGCCCUCAGCCGGAGAGUAUAACCACCUAAAUCCAUGACAGCUUCGAAGAGAAAACAAUCUUUAAUUUGUCCUACUGACGUUAGGUUAGGAGCCUUAUCUUUGAAAGUAAAGUGUAGCUUAUCAUUGUAUAAAACCUCAGGCUUGAUGGUAGGAGAAGAGACGAUUUCUGGAGGUCUUAGCGAUAAGAUUGAGCGUUGUACGAUACGUUGGACAUAGCCGUCUACAGUGAUCUGAGCUUUUAGAUCCAGGCAGAGAACUCACCAUCCCUCACCUGUGACAGGCGUCUUGGACCUACAGGGGCUUUCGGUUUUUAAUGACUCUAGAGGCCAGGGGUACAUGCACCUGGGCUGGUAUUUGAAUGGGGGCACCACUUAGGAGAAGAAAAACGUCUGGAGGGUUCUGGCUAUUCUAAGCUGGGCUCAGGAGAUUGAAUAGAUUAGCUAUAACUGAAAUUUAGAAUUUGACAUCUGCCUCUGAGUAGGCUUUCCGGUGUAUACCUCUCUAAUUCCUGGGUUUGCCUCUGGGCCUCUCCAUGCCCAAGCUGGCCUUUCGUUCCUGACACCUUAGUACCAGGCUGGCCAGCUCCAGCCCCUGCGCUGGCUCUCUAAACCACAGCUGGUUCUCCCGUGGCCUUGGUCACAGGGCCAGGAUACAGAGAGGAGUGCAGGGUGGCGGGGCUGGCCGAAGUUUCAGUCAGUUUUCUAUGUUCUAGGCCAAUCCUCCAAGUAGAGAGGUCCUUUUAUCCUUCGGGAGAGCCCUAAAGAACCCUGCCUCUAUAUGCAGUGGUUUGGAGCUCUUCCUGCUCAUUGUUGGUACAUCCUCCUCGCCCCAUAUGAAGCCUGGAUACUUGGAACUGCUAAAAUCGGAGAUUCAGCUUUUCAACUUUGCUACUUAUCUGGCCUCAAGCAGGGAGGUAAACAUGGACUUAAAUGUCCUUUGAACCAAACCAAAGUGUAAGAUGUGCCGCAUGACAGAGUGCUAGGGAGGGCCAGACCUUCAGCGCUGGCCUUCAGCAGGUGCCAGACAUUCUGUUUCAUCUGCCACCCGUGUGCCCAGCAGCUCUGGGAGCACCGCCCUGCCUGAGCAGCGCCGGGCCUUGCACUCAUGGAGGCCAACUGACGGAGCAGGAGCAUGUUGAUUCCUUGGUUAUGUUGCAUUAUAACAGUAAGAGUCAGAACAUUAAUUUGAAACUGUCUUCAACAACUUGCUGUAUGCAUUUUUUCACACCAGUACAUUCUUAAGCAUCCUUGUUUAUAUAGAAUAACAUAAACUAAUCUGUACCUUUAUAUAUAUAUGUACAUAUAUACAUGUAUAAUCUGUAUAGUGUACAUGUUAAUGAUUUAUUGAUAUGUCCCAAAUCUUUCAUGCAGCCCUCAUCCUCCGCAUGCCCUCGGUUUGUGGUCGGGUGACUUGAAUGUUCCCCGAGGAUCCUGCCCACCUCCCGUGUUUGGACGUCUAGGGAAGGAGGGUUUUGGUCGUACCCUCAUCCUCAUGCACAGAAAUGCUCAGGGUCCCCAUGUGCCUGUUGUUCAGCCCUCUCUUGUCUCUCGUUCCCUUUCUGAGCAUGUGGUCCCUCCCUGCCCUGUAACUUCUCUGCCCCUCCCCCAGCUGUGGGACAGCUGCCUUCCUACUGAAGUGUAAAGCAGUACUAACAUCAUUACUGCAUGUGCGCUAAAAACCCAAGUCUUCUGUUCCCCUGGGACAGAACAUUGCAUGUGGGGUGGGAUAAUCAAGUUUCAGUGACCCAUGUCAGUUACACAACAAAGCCAGAUCCCAUAGCAAAAUUCCACAAAAUGGAAAUCACACUUAAAUUUCUUUAUUAGCAUUGUGUAAAUAAAUCUGGAUGUGUUUAACUUUGUACUGGUAAUUUUCUGUAUAUUUGCAAUAUUUGGGUUAGAAAUAAAACAGACUGGACUUUGUUACCUGA